Molecule: messenger RNA, 1731 nt
Organism: Lytechinus pictus (painted urchin)
Lineage: Eukaryota; Metazoa; Echinodermata; Echinoidea; Temnopleuroida; Toxopneustidae
Exons: 3
Coding region: 1-1731 (576 amino acids)
Cellular component (GO): nucleus
Molecular function (GO): DNA binding
Source: RefSeq, a predicted model, not a curated record
AUGAAGAGAAAUAUCGUGACUCGAAGACAUAUUCGCAAGAAUAGGCUAUAUACCGAGAAGAACUACGAGGAAGCAUGGAGGCUAAUUGGAAAUGGGGUAUCGAUACGUCAGGCUGGAAUAAGGUGUGGUGUUCCAGAAGCAACUCUCCGUGGUCAUCUAAGUGGCCGUUUUAGCAGAAAGCUUGGAUCCCCUACAGCCAUCCCAGAUGUAGAUGAGAGAUCUCUAGUGGAUCAUCUCUCGUAUAUGGCAGACUGUGGUUAUGGACUUACUCGUAAACAGGUUAUUGAGCUAGCUGGGGCCACAUUUCAAAAGGUCACAGGAAGAAGCUGCCGGUUCUCAACAAAGUGGUUUCGUGGAUUCCUGAAGAGAUGGCCGCAGCUACGAAUCGUCCGGCCUCGAAAGCUCUCUAUGUAUCGAGCAAAAUCCACAACAAAGCAGCGACUGACAAGGUACUAUGAUGAACUUCAUAAAACACUGACGAACGCUGAACUCCUUGAUAAGCCACACCUGGUUUACAACGUUGAUGAAUCUGGCUUCAACGCCGAGCAUGCCCCUCCUCGUGUCGUUAGUGUGGCGAAAAACACACAGGCCAUCACUUCAUCUCGGUCACCAACGACGACGUUGCUUGCAUGUGGUAAUGCAAAUGGUGAUGCCCUCCCGCCCUUCUUUGUUUUCAAAGGGAAACGUGAAGUAUCAGCGGACGUGAAGUCUGGAUGCUUGCCCGGAAGUCGCUUCGUCAACACUGAGACAGGGUGGAGCAACAGUCAAGUGUUCAAGGAGUUCUUUACCACCCAUUUCUUGCCUCACAUAGAGCAUAGGAGAGGACCGGAGGAAUAUGCAAUUCUCUUGUACGACGGCCACAAGAGCCACAUCGGCAUACCACUCAUUGAGGAAGCAAGGAAGAACAACAUAAUUCUCUUUCUCCUACCACCGCACACCUCUCACCUCCUCCAACCUCUGGACGUCGGCUGCUUUGGCCCAAUGAAGCAACAUUACAACUACCAGUGCGCUUCAUUUCUGGCAGAACACCCAGGAGAGGUGGUGUCAAGGUUCUCUCUAACAAAGCUGAUGUCUGCCGCAUACCUGAAAUCAAUGACGGCGAAGAAUCUCCAAGCUGCCUUCAAGAAGUCCGGCAUUUAUCCAUACAACAGGGAUGCUGUGGAUAUAGUAAGGGUCACCCAACCAAGCACCGUGACAUGUGCGACCGCUGAAGUCCCAGAGAUGCCAGAAGGCUCCACACCUGUCCAACAGAUGCUUUUCCAUAAGAGACCUUCACCGCCUGCUGAGGACAAAUCAAAGAAGCGCCGAACAUCUCCUUCCUACGAGGCUGGUGGUGUUGCCAUCACAGAAAAUGGCAUUUUCCUCAAGAUCUUUCGGGAAGAUAAGGAGAAGACACAACAGAAGACCAGCAAAGGUGGAAAGAAGAAGACAUCGUCAACCACUCAAAACGACAACUGUAAUCCUGGCACAAGCAAACCAUCUACAUCAAGGGCACUCUUUACCUCACCAAUUCCAGCCGACAUUUCUUCAGACGAAGAUGAGGAUGACCAAUGUUGCCAAUGUCACAGGCUAUCACCACCACGUGAGAGAUUACCUGGAAUCAUCAUUGUGAACUGGGGAAAGUGUGACGCAUGCAGCCACUGGGUACAUCUGAAAUUCUGUACCCCAACAGAGAGUGUUAAGGACUCUGAUUUUUUGUGCCCUUGUUGCGUCAGCAACCGAGAGCAGUAG